Messenger RNA from Leptidea sinapis, 990 nucleotides. Its product is annotated as odorant receptor Or2-like. Gene Ontology annotation, biological process: detection of chemical stimulus involved in sensory perception of smell; sensory perception of smell. Gene Ontology annotation, cellular component: plasma membrane. Gene Ontology annotation, molecular function: odorant binding; olfactory receptor activity. The transcript has 8 exons. Lineage: Eukaryota; Metazoa; Arthropoda; Insecta; Lepidoptera; Pieridae. The record is from RefSeq and is a predicted model, not a curated record. Bases 16 to 990 code for a protein of 324 amino acids.
UCGCAGCGGUACCACAUGGACAACCUGUCCAGGGUCAUGUUCCUGCUUCUGUGCCAUGUCACCUCACUCGCUAAGCAGCUUGUGUUCCACGCUGACGCCGCGCGGAUCGACCUCCUCAUUGAUAGCCUCAACGAUACGCUGUUGAAUCCACGGGCGCGGGGCGAUUUGUUGGCGUCCACACGCGCGCGCGCCCGCCGCGUCUUGGCUACGUACACUGGCUGCGCGGUUGUCACGUGCACCCUGUGGCUCGCGUUCUCUCUGCUGAGCCGCGCGAGGACACACACCUAUGAGUUCGCCUUCUACACAGGACUUCGCACCGACUCUACCUUAAAAUUCUCGGCGGUCCUCUUGUACUCGUACUACGUCACCACGAUGGUGGCCAUCGCCAACACCACCACCGACGCCUUCAUUGCAACACUACUCUACCAGUGUCAAACUCAAUUUACGAUCUUACGAUUGAACUUGGAACGUCUACCCGAGAGCGCAAAAGAAUUGAGUGUAAAGCUUGGAAAAAACUUCCAAACUAUUCUGAUGGAACUAUUUAUUGAAUGUUUAGCGCAUCACAAAAAGAUUACAGACUUGGCCAAUCUACUUCUGGAUAUAUUUGGAACAGCAAUAAUGGUGCAGUUUACAAUUGGAGGCUGGAUUCUGUGUAUGGCAGCGUACAAAAUAGUGAGCUUGAACGUCCUCAGCCUGGAGUUCGUCUCCAUGACUCUCUUCAUCUUCUGCAUCCUGACGGAGCUGUUCCUGUACUGCUACUUCGGAAACGAGCUCACUGUAGAAAGCGACCAGUUGGCCGGGGCGGCGUAUGCAAUGCGCUGGGAGGACACUUCAUUGCCAUUCCGCCGCUCCCUGCUGUUGCUGAUGCUCCGAGCACGGCGCCCACUGCGACCAGCUGCUGGUCGCGUGCUGCCGCUCUCGCUGGAAACCUUCCUUAAGAUACUGAAGUCGUCCUAUACAUUCUACGCAGUUCUUCGUCAAACUAAAUAG